CAUCUGUUUAAACCUUCAUCCCCAUCGCGAGACGAUGCUUCACGCCCUCUCUUCGGACUUGGUCACUCGGAUCCUAAACCAACUCACCAUUCAAGACACCUAUGGCUUUAUUGCCAGUGCAUUGCUGCUUACGCACAUAUCUCCCCUACAGCAGAAUGCGAUCAACCUGGUCGUAAUCAUGGCAUACCAACGUAUUUACGGCGGGAAACUCACGGUAUACUCAAACCUCGACCAGACGAACUCUCCACAGUUCGAGAAGUCCAUGACGUUGUCGGCGUUCCAGGACGAGCUUCUGACCACCCGAGAUUCGGUCGAAAUCAACACUUUUAAACAAACUCGUCCCCAGUACGUGGUGUUUGUGUUCAUUCGUCAACCCAACGACUACACCAAGUUCGUCCGCGACCUUAACGCAUUCAGCGAGCUUAUCGACGGCAAGACCCGCUCCCGCGAGUUUGUGGCGUACUUUGAGCUGCUUCUCCAGUGUGGACUCACCAUCGACGGCAGCUCAGUGGUGUCACUCAUGACCACCUCGUCGCUCGUGGCGAUUCUCAAGGUGUUGAUUCUGAUCUCCACCAAAUCCAACGCCGUGUGUGAGAAGCUCACCACCAUAACCAUCCGAUUUUCACAAAUAGGCCGGUAUUUUGUCACCCAGUGGUGCCGAUUGUUCUCACGAUUCAUAAACGUCACCCACUUGGACAUCUCGCAUAACUUCAUUCCCCUGGAUGAAUACGUGUUCAACAUCAAUGAGCCGUCGAUGAAAGAUAUCAUUGGAACCUGCUUCCAAUGGCCUCCACGCCUUCGCUACCUAAACUUGGACAGAAACGACAUUUCCUACCUCUCGUGUGAACUUCUUCGACGCCUUCCUGACACGCUCGAGGUGUUGUACUUAGCGGGCAACCAGUUGCUGGCAAUUGGACCCUUCAGCCCCGAAGAACAUGGUGUCAAUCACUACCUUCCGAAUCUUCACACCAUCUCCUUCAAUUUCAACGUCAGGCUCACGUUUAUCGACCCUGCAUUUUUUGCAGCGUCCAAGGCAAUUUUAAAGCUCUGCUGUGUCAAGAAUUGCAAUCUUCACCAGGGAAACUUGCCUCAGCUCCUUCAGGUUGCAAAACAAAUGAACUUCACUAUCGUCGUAUAGAUCCGGCAUAUAGUCAUCAUGGCCUUGUGUCAGACUUCCGCGCAUUAAAUGAACAAACCUCC
This is a messenger RNA of Yamadazyma tenuis ATCC 10573, 1200 nucleotides long. RefSeq lists its product as uncharacterized. The record is from RefSeq and is a predicted model, not a curated record. NCBI's taxonomy places the organism in Eukaryota, Fungi, Ascomycota, Pichiomycetes, Serinales, Debaryomycetaceae.